UUGCCUCCGCGCCGGUGUCCUCUGUCCCUCGCUGCCACCUAAGCUCGCUUUCCCGGUGCGCCUGCCUCCUAGCAGCUCUCUGCGGCUGCACAACCCGGGUUCCCGCCUUGCAUGCUCUCGCCACCCUACCCCCACUUUAAAAAAAAUUUUUUUUUUCUUUCUUCUUUUAACUUUUCUCCCCGGCUGCGCUCUGUUGAUGCUAAGUGUUCGCCGCGGCCCUCUCUGCCAUCUCUCCAGGUUGCAUCUGGCGAGGAUCUCCGAGAGCAGCUCGCGGCGGCCCGGGGGUGCUCGCCCACGGGAGAGCUGCGGGGCGCGGCGCGGGGCGGGGCGGGGCGGCGGCGCCCAGGGCGGGGAGGAGCAGCCUCCCGCACGGCGGAGCCGGGGCUCGGCAGCCCAGCCGCUCCCUGCGUCGGGGCGGCGGGCGAGCGGCCGAGGCGAUGGCAGGCGAGGGGCGAGCGCCUGGGAACGGGCGCGGGACGCGGAGCGCGCGGGGGCGGGGGCCGGCUCGGGGAGCCCCGGGGUGCCGGACGAUCUAAGGCGGCCGUGGCACCCGGGAGCCGGGCCGCGGGCAGCGCCGCCGCCGGGGGCGUCGCCGGCCUCGGCCCCUUUGUUCUCGCGCGCGCCCCCUCGCCGCCCACUCCCCUGCUGUCGCGCGGCGGCGGCGGCGGCGGUGGCGGCGGCGGCUCCUCCCGCCCGAGGCAGUUGAGCUCCGCGCCGGGGGCGGGAGGGGGCGGGGAGCGCGCCAGCCGUGGAGAGUGGGGGGCGAUGGCGAAGCUCAGGGUGGCUUACGAGUACACGGAAGCCGAAGACAAGAGCAUCCGGCUCGGCUUGUUCCUCAUCAUCUCCGGCGUCGUGUCGCUCUUCAUCUUCGGCUUCUGCUGGCUCAGUCCCGCCUUGCAGGAUCUGCAAGCCACGGCGGCCAACUGCACGGUGCUGUCGGUGCAGCAGAUCGGCGAGCUGUUCGAGUGCACCUUCACCUGUGGCACCGACUGCAGGGGCACCUCGCAGUACCCCUGCGUCCAGGUAUACGUGAACAACUCCGAGUCCAACUCCAGGGCGCUGCUACACAGCGACCAGCACCAGCUCCUGACCAACCCCAAGUGCUCCUAUAUCCCGCCCUGUACGAGAGAAAACCAGAAGAAUUUGGAAAGUGUCAUGAACUGGCAACAGUACUGGAAAGAUGAGAUCGGCUCCCAGCCAUUUACUUGCUAUUUUAAUCAACAGCAAAGACCAGAGGACGUUCUCCUACGCCGCACGCAUGAUGACAUCGUCCUCCUGCACUGCUUCCUCUGGCCAGUGGUGACAUUUGUGGUGGGCGUGCUCAUUGUGGUCCUGACCAUUUGUGCCAAGAGCCUGGCGGUCAAGGCAGAAGCCAUGAAGAAGCGCAAGUUCUCCUAACGGGGAUGAGGAUUGUGGGAAGCCAUGCCCAGAGGCUGUCCCAUCAGGUCAGCGCUCGCCUGCCCCGCAGAGCCCACAUUUGGUGGCACAGGAGAUGGAAGGGGCCGCAGCAGGCCUCCGCGAGGCCGCUUCUUCAGUGGCGGCAGAAACAGGCACAGCUGGAAGAGUCGGGAACUUAUCACCUGUAUCCCCCGUGCUGUAGCAGUGGCUAAAGGGUCAAGCUCUUAGCUAUAUGGAGUGACUGUUUGGAAAACCCUCUAAGAAGUUGGUUUUCUUUGGAAAGUACAGGUAUCUUAUUUGUAUAGUGUGGCAUACAAACCAUUAUGAUUUAUGCUUCUUACAAAUAUUAAAAUGCAGUGCUCUGUG
Molecule: messenger RNA, 1764 nt
Organism: Alexandromys fortis (reed vole)
Lineage: Eukaryota; Metazoa; Chordata; Mammalia; Rodentia; Cricetidae
Gene: Kcnmb4
Product: potassium calcium-activated channel subfamily M regulatory beta subunit 4
Exons: 3
Coding region: 112-1398 (428 amino acids)
Biological process (GO): potassium ion transport; detection of calcium ion
Cellular component (GO): voltage-gated potassium channel complex; membrane
Molecular function (GO): potassium channel regulator activity; calcium-activated potassium channel activity
Source: RefSeq, a predicted model, not a curated record